This is a messenger RNA of Nymphaea colorata (pocket water lily), 1074 nucleotides long. RefSeq names its product kinesin-like protein KIN-7C. NCBI's taxonomy places the organism in Eukaryota, Viridiplantae, Streptophyta, Magnoliopsida, Nymphaeales, Nymphaeaceae. Gene Ontology annotation, biological process: microtubule-based movement. The record is from RefSeq and is a predicted model, not a curated record. The annotation marks the transcript as partial. The transcript has 9 exons. Gene Ontology annotation, molecular function: microtubule binding; ATP binding; microtubule motor activity.
AUGCAGAUUGCAGGCGUGGGUUGCCGCAGUUCAUCAUUAGGAAUUGCGAGCAGCAGCUCAUAUUCAUCAUCCUCUCCUCCCGCUGGACCAGAGUCUCCACUUGCCUCUGGUGGUAGAGUUCUUCUCUUCUCUGCGGUUCUCUCUUACAGUGCAAGCUCUUGGUCUGACUGUGCAGAUGAAGUGUUCGACGAGACUUGCACGAACUUGAGGGUUUAUGAGCGCUAUACGAAGGAUGUCAACCAAGCGGCAGUCAACGGAUUCAAUGUGGGGCACCUCUGUGCAUUUCCUUAUAAAGAAUAUGCUGGUGCAAAUAUUGGUGCUUCAGGAGGACUAACUAGAAACUUGACUCAUGCCUUGAAGGUUAAUGAUUUCUAUCAUGACAUGGUCCAUCAGGUUCUUCUCUUCUCUGCGGUUCUCUCUUACAGUGCAAGCUCUUGGUCUGACUGUGCAGAUGAAGUGUUCGACGAGACUUGCACGAACUUGAGGGUUUAUGAGCGCUAUACGAAGGAUGUCAACCAAGCGGCAGUCAACGGAUUCAAUGAAUUUGGUAGAUUUGGCUGGUUCAGAGCCUAUUCAAAGACUGGUGCUGGUGGCAUACGUUUGAAGGAAGGAAAAUACAAAAAUAAAAGCUUAAUGGCUCUUGUUAAUGUUAUCAACAGACUUAGUGAUAGUGGUGUUAGGAAAAGAGGACAUAUUCCUUACCGGGAUAGCAAGCUCACCGCAAUUCUUCAGCCUGCUCUUGGUGGCAAUGCAAAGACUUCCAUUAUCUGUACUGUUGCACCUGAAGAGGUUCAUGUUGAUGAAACAAGGGGGACUUUGCAGUCGCUGGUAGAGCUAAGCGCAUCACAAAUUGUGUUCAACUAUGAAGCAUGGGUCAUUUACAAUUUCCUUUCACUUUGCGUUGCAUGGGUGGGAGGCCCCGGUGCUGUUGUAUUGAGUUUAAAUGUGGGGCACCUUUGUUCAUUUCCUUAUAAAGAAUAUGCUGGUGCAAAUAUUGGUGCUUCAGGUGGACUAACUAGAAACUUGACUCAUGCCUUGAAGGUUAAUGAUUUCUAUCAUGACACGGUCCAUCAG